AUUACUCUCAGUUUCACACACUUACAUAGUUGAGACUCAACUUUUUUUUUUCUUUCUAAAGACGUAAAAAUUAAGGGAGAGUGAGUGAGAAAAAGACCACUAUUUCUUAAUUUCUCCUCUCUUUUUUUUCCCCAACCCACAAAUCAAGAAAAUCAAGAUUACCUUAUGAAAAACCAAAGCUUUUGUAUUCUAAAGAAAGUACGAUUGGAAGGCUAAAACUUAAAGAAAUCGACGAGAAGGCAUCGCCAAAAUUGAAGCUUGCGGCAUAAUAAUACAACAAAAGUCCUCUCAUUCUUCUAAGAGCUCGUUCUUGAUUCUAUGGGGAUUGUAUCGUAAGUAGUGUAGCCAUCCUUUGUACUAUGGAUUGUGAGUCACAAUUAAAUAUAAAAAAAUGGCCGGAUUCUUUUCACUAGAAAGAGGAGGAGGAGGAGAAGAAACAAGCAACCAAGAAUAUCAUCAUCAUCAAGAAACCACUAGUACUCACAAUUGGUUCUUGUACAAAAAUCAUGAUCAUGAAUUAUCAACAUACAAAGGUUUCGAACUAUGGCAACAACAACAACAACAACAAUCUCAUAACGACGAUGAGCAAAAUUACCAAAUUCUUCGAAACCCGAUUAUUAAUCCAUUUGGAUUAGAUAUUGGGCCUAGUCAUGAUCAUAAUCAUGGGCCUAAUAUGAUGAUGAGAAGUAGUACUAUUACAAUAAGUUGCCAAGAUUGUGGGAACCAAGCUAAGAAAGAUUGUCAACAUAUGAGAUGUAGGACUUGUUGUAAGAGUAGAGGUUUUCAAUGUCAAACACAUGUGAAAAGUACUUGGGUUCCAGCAGCUAAAAGAAGAGAAAGACAACAACAACUUGCUUCUUUGCAACAACAAGAAGAAGAUAAUAACAAGCCCAAAAGACAAAAAGAUGAUCCAAUUAAUACUGGGUUAGAAGUUGCAACCAAUUUUCCAUUAAAAGUAAAUUCAACAGCUGUGUUUCAACGUGUUAGAAUGAGCUCAAUUGAAGAAAAUGAAGAUCAAAUAGCAUAUCAAGCUGUUGUUAAUAUUAAUGGACAUAUAUUCAAAGGAAUUUUAUAUGAUCAAGGUGAUAAUAAUCAUGAGUACAAUUAUAUGAAUGGUGGUGACAGCUCAUCGGGUGGCGAUCCCGGGCCACGACAGCAUAAUCUUAAUAUUAUUGGCACCACCGCCACAUCAGCCGCGGCUGCAUAUGGUGGUGGUGGUGAUUCCGUGGCGGCCACGGAAGGGUUACAAUUUCUAGAAACUUCUCUAUACUCUAGUGCUCCCCUAAUUAACACUUUUGUGGUUGGUACGCAAUUUUUUCCAACUCCAAGAUCUUGAGAUUAAUUAAUUACUAGUAAUAUUUUCGACAAAAAAAUAUUUGACAUUUGACAAAUUUUGUUUUUGUAAUGAGACCUUGUUAAUUAGAUUUAAUUAGUUACUCUUAAUUACUUG
This is a messenger RNA of Solanum dulcamara, 1450 nucleotides long. RefSeq names its product protein EXPRESSION OF TERPENOIDS 1-like. Gene Ontology annotation, cellular component: nucleus. The record is from RefSeq and is a predicted model, not a curated record. Gene Ontology annotation, molecular function: DNA binding; DNA-binding transcription factor activity. Bases 392 to 1336 code for a protein of 314 amino acids. Lineage: Eukaryota; Viridiplantae; Streptophyta; Magnoliopsida; Solanales; Solanaceae. The transcript has 2 exons. Gene Ontology annotation, biological process: positive regulation of DNA-templated transcription.